This is a messenger RNA of Entrophospora sp. SA101, 1353 nucleotides long. Lineage: Eukaryota; Fungi; Glomeromycota; Glomeromycetes; Entrophosporales; Entrophosporaceae. The record is from the annotation of a GenBank genome assembly.
GAUAACAAAAUAGAUGAUGGAAAAAAUGAUGAUGAUAAUAAUGUUAACAUAGAGGAUGGCGGUAGUGAUGAUGAACUAAAAGAAAAUUCCAAGUUUGAAAUAAAAAAAUGGAUAAAAAAUAAAAGCUCCAAUGCAGCACCAGUGGUUCGUCGGAAAUUGGAAGAUCUGGCUAGUAAAUUUAUAAAAUUCUUGGGUUUCGUUGGUCCCGGAUACGGGAAUUGGGCUACUGAUUUAGCAGGUGGCUCGCAAUUUGGUUAUUCACUUUUAUUUAUAAUUUUAUGUUCUAAUUUCAUGGCAAUGUUAUUACAAAGUCUAUCGAUUAAAUUGGGUGUAGUUACUGGAAUGGCUUGUAAAGUUUUUUAUCCAAAAUAUGUUGGUUACGUGUUAUAUGUAUUAGCUGAGCUUGCUAUUAUUGCAUGUGAUUUGGCCGAAGUUAUUGGCAGUGCAAUUGCACUUAAAAUGCUUUUUGGACUUGCAUUACCCUGGGGAGUUGCUGUCACUUCUCUUGAUGUUAUAGUCAUAUUAUUUAUUUAUCGUGAUGAUGAUCUCAGAUCUUCAAAAAUACUGGAAGGCCUGGUGAUGUUACUUGUUGCUAUAGUUGGAAUUUGUUUUGUUCUGGAACUAAGAUAUUCAGAACCUAAUCCGGCUGAUGUUCUAAAAGGAUAUUUACCUAGUUCAGGAAUCUUCACAGACUCUAGACAAUUGUACAUUGCGAUUGGUAUUAUUGGUGCAACAGUUAUGCCUCACAAUUUAUAUUUGCAUUCACACUUGGUCAAAGUUAGAAAACAUCGUGAAGAGUCAAAAGAAAUCAAUAACAAAGAAAAUAAAUUGGAAUCAGGUCAAGAUAUAGCAUCAACGACAUCAAUAUUCCAAUCUAUCGUUAGUCAUACAAUAACAUACUCAACAAUAGAUUCAACGGCUGCAUUAACUUUUGCACUUUUUGUCAAUUCUUCAAUUCUUAUCGUGGCUGCUUCUAAUUUCUUUUACAACGAAUCAGGGAGCAUUGAGGUGGCUGAUUUGUUUGAUGCAUUUGAUUUAUUAAACCAAUACCUUGGAAAAGCUGCUGGGACUAUUUUUGCAUUAGCAUUAUUGAUUGCUGGUCAAAGUUCAACACUUACAGCAACAAUUGCAGGCCAAAUUGUUAUGGAAGGGUUUUUAGGUUGGACAAUAAGACCAUGGUUAAGGAGACUUCUCACAAGAAUAGUUGCUAUAGUACCUGCCAUGCUAAUUGCCAUUUUUAGAGGUGAACAAGGAUUGAACGAAAUGCUGGUAGCAAGUCAAGUGGCUUUAAGUAUUCAAUUACCUUUUGCUGUUAUACCUUUAGUCUAUUUUACUAGCAGCAGGAAAUAUUGA